CCUUAUUCAACUCUAACCAUUAAAAAUGUCAAAAGUCAAAGCAAGGCCAUUUACCAUAAACGAAGAGUCUUCUUAGCUUAUACAGACUUGAUCUUCUUCCCCUUCUCUUCUUCCCUUCUUCCCUUCCCUCCUCAUUUAUAACCCCCAAAAAGGAAUAAAAUGAUUUCCCCCACUCCUAUUUAGUUCUUCAAGUACUUGAAACCCUCUUCUUAAUCUUUCCAUCUUCUUCUCUGAUCUUGAGAUUAACAAUUGCUUCGAUUACAGUAACCCAUCUACCCAUAUCAUUAGUUUUAUAUAUAAUCCUUCCAAUGGGUAAAGCAAGAAAGUUCAAUUUGAAUAUUGAAGCUUCAAUGGAGUUUUUAAAGCAGGUAGCCAUUGAUAAACCUUUUUACUUGCUUCUGGUGCCUUUGAUUUCUGCUCUUUGGGUUUUUGAGAAAUGGGUUUUUUCUGUUUCGUCAUGGGUCCCUCUUGUCAUCGCUGUUUGGGCUGCUCUUCAGUAUGGGAGCCAUCAGCGCAAAAUCCUUGCUGAAGACUUGGACAGAAAAUGGAAGCGAGCUAUCUUAAAUUCCUCGCCAAUGACUGCUGUGGAGCACUGUGAGUGGCUCAACAAGUUAUUGCUUGAAGUUUGGCCUAACUACAUUCACUCUAAGCUGUCAUCAAGGUUUUCUUAUGUAGUUGAGAGACGCUUGAAGUACCGGAAACCAAAGCUUGUGGAAAGAUUUGAACUUGAAGAGUUUUCUCUUGGUUCUUCUCCUCCUUGUUUGGGUCUUCAGGGAAUGCAUUGGUCAACUAUUGGAGAUCAGAAGAUAUUGCAUACAAGCUUUGUCUGGGAUACUGAAGAAAUGAGCAUUAUGCUGCUUGCUAAGCUAGCCAAGCCACUAUAUGGAGCUGCUCGUAUUGUUAUAAACCACCUCUACAUAAAGGGUGAUCUGCAAUUGACGCCUGUGCUGGAUGGAAGAGCAAUUCUUUUCUCCUUUUUAUCUGUUCCAGAGGUGAGGCUUGGAAUUUCCCUGGGCAGUGGUGGAAGUCAACUCCCCGGAAUGGAGCUGCCCGUUGUUUCUUCAUGGCUGGUAAAGUUAUUGACUGACACCUUAGUAAAGACUCUGGUUGAACCUCGGCGUCGUUGUUUUGCUCUAUCAGCUGCACAAACGGGAAAAUUUGCAGUUGGUGGCAUACUAUAUGUCACUGUAGUUGGUGCAUGCCAAAUUUCUAGAAAUGGAGUUAAAGGAAGCCCUACCAAAAGUCAAGUUGAUCUGAAUCAAGCCUCAGAAGAGUACCUUUUUAAGGAUCUAAAGACAUUUGUGGAGGUAGAACUUGAAGAGAUUACCAGGAGAACAGAUGCAAAACCAGGCUCUAGUCCACAAUGGGGUUCCGCAUUUAACAUGGUUCUACAUGAUAAUGCAGGAGUUGUUCGGUUCCGUCUUUAUCAAUGUUCUCCUGGUAGUGUGAAGUUUGAUCACCUCGCAACUUGUGAAAUUAAGAUGAGAUACUGUGAUGAUGGUUCCACUAUAUAUUGGGCAAUCGGACCUGAUGCAGGAGUCAUAGCCAAGCGUGCUGAGUGUUGCGGAAAAGAAAUUGAAAUGACUGUUCCAUUUGAGGCAGUAGAUUCAGGGGAGUUGAUGGUGAGACUUGUACUUAGAGAAUGGCAAUUUUCGGAUGGUACACAUAGUUUUGGUUUACAUUUUGGUGCUCGUCCAUCGUUAUCUGGAUUGUCAAACUCAAAGACUGGAAGAAAACUUAAAGUUACUGUUAAGGAUGCUAAAGAUCUUUCUGGAAAAGAAAAAUCCGGAAACACAUACGUUAAGCUGCAUUAUGGAAAGGUUGUCCAGAAAACAAAAGCUGUGCCACAUACCUCAAAUCCUGUAUGGGAUCAGAAAUUUGAAUUUGAUGAGAUUGCGGGGGGUGAAUAUCUCAAGUUGAAAUGUUUUGAUGAAGAUAUAUUUGGAGAUGAGCUCAUUGGUAGUGCAACUGUAAAUUUAGAAGGAUUGGAUGAGGAUUCAGUUAGGGAUGUCCCUGUUCCCCUUGAAAAAGUUAGUUCUGGGGAAGUAAGGCUUGAAAUUGUAGCUGUUAGACAGGGUUCCAAUGGUAGUGCUGGCUCUGGAUGGAUUGAGCUUGUUCUCAUUGAAGCCAAAGAUCUAGUCGCAGCAGAUAUCAGGGGAACGAGUGACCCAUAUGUGAAACUCCUGUACGGAAAUGAGACUAGAAGAACAAAGGUUGUGUUCAAGACAUUAAAUCCCAAGUGGAACCAAGUGUUUGAGUUUCCUGAUGAUGGAAGUUCACUGGAGUUACAAGUUAGAGACCACAAUGCUAUAUUGUCGUCAUCAAGUAUAGGCAACUGCGUAGUUGAAUAUCAGAGAUUGCCUCCGAACGAAGUAUUUCAGAAGUGGAUACCUCUGCAAGGAGUCAAGAAGGGCGAGAUACAUGUACAAGUAACGAGAAAAGUUCCAGAUUUGCAAAAGAGGUCCAGUUUAGAUUCUGAUUCAGCGUCGAACAAAGCUCAUACAAUCGCAGAUGAGAUGAAACUAUUGCUAAACGAGCUUCAGUCAUCUGUUGGAAUCAAUGAUCUCGAAGAACUAUCGAGUACACUAAGUGACCUUCAAAGUCUGGAGGACUCGCAGGAACAGUACAUGCUGCAACUCGAGACUGAAAGAAUGCUAUUACUUAACAAGAUUAACGACCUUGGUCAGGAGUUACUGAAUUCAUCCCCUAACCUCAGCCGGAGGAUUUCCUAUUAGCUACCGCUACCUAGCAGAAUCGUGCCGAGAUAGCUUAGGUUGGUUUGGUUAUAGUUGGUUAGAAAUAGGACACUGGUUUUGGAAGAAAUGAAGAUAGAUAGAUUGAAGGGAUGAAAAAAAGCACAAUAACUGUGAAUAACACAAACUUUUAUCGAUUUCUCUACAAUAAUACUAACUUUUGAUAACCAUGAAUAAUACCAACUUAGGGGGUGUUUGCCUAGAAUAAUACUAACUUUUAUUUAUAGUACGCUAUUUGACAAAAAAAACAAAGGUAAAUUAAUGGUUAAAUAAAAGCUGGUAUUAUUCUAGGAAACACACCCCUAAGUUGAUAUUAGUUGAUAUUAUUCAUUGCAGGGAAAUCAGCAAAAGUUUGUGUUAUUGAUAGUUAUUUUUCCUAAAUUAUGUAUGAUGUUGUAUAGCUUUUUAUGUGUAUAUAGUUGCUGUAUUUAAUUCUUUCACAAUAGUGAAGGCAUAAUAAAUUAUUGUAUUGGGAACAUUUCUUGGGAAGAAGCUGUUUUAUCAAGUAAUACUCUGCUGCUUUAA
Molecule: messenger RNA, 3278 nt
Organism: Amaranthus tricolor (Joseph's coat)
Lineage: Eukaryota; Viridiplantae; Streptophyta; Magnoliopsida; Caryophyllales; Amaranthaceae
Exons: 14
Coding region: 309-2735 (808 amino acids)
Molecular function (GO): lipid binding
Source: RefSeq, a predicted model, not a curated record